AUAGAGUUCGGGUAUCAAUAUUCGGAUCUUCCUUUCGCAUCUCACUCUCGAUUCUUGGCAUCUAAUCUCAGAUGCCUUCCAGCUAUCCAAUCCAACGGCCCCCAUUCAUCUCUCUCAUCCCAUAAAUACCACUCAUAUUUUCACCAUGCUUUUCCGAGAAGGCGGAAAGGAAAGAAAUACUCUACUAAUAAAAGGAACCGUCCUCUUACCGCUACUGUGUGACUGUGUGAGAGAGAAAGUGAGCAGAAAUGAGUGCUCUGGAUUCUCCGCUCGAGGUUCUGGCAUUCGACUACCUGCGCUUCGGCCUGUUAACGCUCGUCAACAACGUCUGGACGUGGGUUGCCGUUGUUACGGCUGCCGUCAGCGUGUGGAGAUUAAAGGCUUCGUCAUUACCUGGCAGCAACUUUCCACGUGAAGCAUCGCGCCCGGUUGAGAGACUGGUGGCUGAGCCUGCAUCGGCGACGGCUGUGGUGGCUUCUGCUAUAGUCGAGGCAGCUAAACCUUCGACUGUGGCGGCUCCAUCUUCGCCGUACUUGUUCAAUGCAGAGGGAAGAACGAGCGGGAAGUUUACACUUUACUAUGAUCGGAGGGAGGAGGACGAGGAGGAGGAUAGACGUGAUGACGUAAACGGAGAACUUGACUGCCAGGACGGAUGUGUCGGGGAUGAGAAGCAAUGGUUCGGGGAAGGUUGGUGGGAGGUAACGAUGAGAAUGAGGAUGGGAGAUCAUAUGGGGUUCUACCGUUAUCAGGAUUUAAUGGUGCUAGACGGAAGUGUGGUGAGAUUGUGGGACGGUUUGCCGGCUGAGAGAUGGAGUAAGUAGUUGCGCCCCGUUAAUUAGCUGCGGUGGCGGUGAAGGUGGUACCAUUAUGUGGUAGGUGUAUUUUCAGUGGUGGAUGCAGCAGCGCAGAAUCAAAUAGCCGGCGGACUGGCCCGGCCUUGCCUUGCCCUGACUAGAAGCAAAUUAUUAUUAUAAUUAAUUAAUAAUACGAAGAGAUAGUGGUAUUUACUAUUUAGUUUUGGAGGUGAUCAAUUGAUAAGGAUCAUCCCAAAAAAAAAAAAAUUUUGUACAUAGUAUCAAAUAUUUCUGCUUGUUAAUAAUUUAAGAUUUGCAUUUCUACAAUGUCCCUCUCUCAUUAAACACAACAAUUACAAAAUAACACAACAUCUGGAACUGUGCCUGGGCUUCAUUUCCUGGCGUAUUUUAAUUUUUCCGGUUAUUGGGGUGUGUGUUUGAGUUUUUUUUAUUCAUUACCAGUAUUUUUUUAGUAGCUUCAUUUGACUCAAUUAUCGUCGGAGUUUAGAAUUAAAAUUUAAGGAUUUUUUAUUUUAAUGUGAUGUGAUUACAGAUUAUAAUGAUGAGAAGCCAUAUCCAGUCAAAGCUUCUAUUUCGAAGUCUGUCUCAAUUGUCAGCCACGAGCGCUAAACGGCAGGCAGUCCACAGGAAUCUCAAGCUGAGUGAAAGAGAAAAGAGAGUUAAUCGAUGAUGACACGGCUCAAAUUCUUGUGGCCUCAUUCUCAAAUGUUGACUGAAUUGGAUUGCUAUCCAUCCAUUUCAAAUUUGGACAAUAAAUUCGAAAGGAUGGUUUUAAUUCCCUUUCUUUUUUAUCGGAAAAAAAACUCCCUUUCUUCUUCACCAACCAAUAACAGCUAAGGGACUUCACGUAUUUCACCCAAAAUUUAUGACCACCGGUAAAUCAACGGAUGAAACCUAAGUAGCUGGCUACCAAAAGAGAGACUCUACUUGGAUGUAUAGAUCAGGAGAUCGUGUAUAGGCCAAGGGAUCAAUUGGUCGUGUAAAGAUUGAGAGAUUGAAUCGAUUCCUUGACCUACAUUCUAGUGUCCGGGAUAUCCUGAAAUAUUCGA
Molecule: messenger RNA, 1864 nt
Organism: Coffea arabica (coffee)
Lineage: Eukaryota; Viridiplantae; Streptophyta; Magnoliopsida; Gentianales; Rubiaceae
Source: RefSeq, a predicted model, not a curated record